Scophthalmus maximus (turbot) is the source of this 3948-nucleotide messenger RNA. RefSeq names its product cilia and flagella associated protein 251 (gene cfap251). Bases 388 to 3333 code for a protein of 981 amino acids. NCBI's taxonomy places the organism in Eukaryota, Metazoa, Chordata, Actinopteri, Pleuronectiformes, Scophthalmidae. Gene Ontology annotation, molecular function: protein binding. Gene Ontology annotation, cellular component: sperm flagellum. The transcript is spliced from 20 exons. The record is from RefSeq and is a predicted model, not a curated record.
GUAACUAGGCAACGAGACGCUUUGCAUUCCCUUUACCGACCGUGUUUUUUAGAUCAAACUAAAAAAUAGACUGAGUCUGACCUAAUCUCAAUUUGAAAGAAACAAGAGGCAAGGAUCCACAGGUGGGUAAGUCGAUUGAGGAGGCAGACUAUGCAACAAGAUUGCAAGCGCGCCCCUUCAACCUUUUUUUAAAAACUAUGUUUUAGAGAUACAUAAUUCUACCUGACAACAGCAAUGAAUUUAAUUCUGAUUGGGCGGGUUUUCACCAUCAAGCCUCCUUUGAUGGCUGGUUUCAUCACACACAGUUAAGUUAGCCACCACAGGAGUCGACAAGACACCCGACAAUAACCUGAACGAAAGGUGUGUGGAAGUGUAUGGUCAGACAUCAUGUCAGAUGCUGAAGUUAAGGAUCAGGAGCCUGCCACAAGCUGCGAGGAGCAUAAGCAAGAAAUGCAGAACAAUCAACCAGAGGGUAAUGAUGAAGAGAAGCAAAGGAAGAGCGGUGAUGAAGACGAGGAGAGUCCAGGAGUCAGGGAAGAGGGAACAGAGACUGACACGCUCAAGAUGACCCGGGAGUCUCAAGUCUACACAGCAACCAGAGACACACUUUUCCCAAAGAAUAUAACUCAAACCAGAACACAUGCAUUGUCACUGGAAUGGGUAUUUGGGAUGAAUCCUACACUUCCUGUCUUCAGUCUGCAAGACCAUGAUCAGCUGGUGGUCCUCUAUGCUGGAGCUCACAUUGGGAUCAUUUACAAUCACACUUCAAACUCCCAGCAUGUACUUCAGGGUCACUGCAGCCCCAUCUCGUGUAUGUGUGUGAGUGAAGACAGACGCUGGGUUGCAACUGCGGACCAGGGGCCGAAAAGCUUGGUGAUAAUAUGGGACUCCUACUCUGGCAUUCCUGUCCAUACAAUGUUCAACUGCCAUCCCAAGGGAGGUGUCAUUGCAAUGGCGUAUUCAAGGGAUGCAAAACACCUGGUAACCCUCGGGGCUGAAGAAGUUCAAUGCGUGUGUAUUUGGGAUUGGACAAAUGAAACAGAAAAGCCAUUGAGCUUCACUGAAAUCAAUCCUGAACAUGGUUUUCAAGAGUACAUCAUCUUUAAUCCAAAUGACCACACUCAGCUGCUCACCAGCAGUGAAAGAGUGGUGGUAUACUACAGCAGGGCUCAGGGAAGUCUGCAAUACGUUGCCCUAAAACUUAAAAAGUUCUGUCGCGCAGCCACCGGUGAAAGUGAUGCACAGUCCCCAGUCGGGUUUCUCAGUAGGUCUGUGUUUCACUGGAAAGAGCCUCAGGUCCUCACAGCCACUGCAACAGGAAGCCUUGUGAUAUGGGAUGCGAUGGAAGACUUGGCUGCGAAACAGUGUCUCCCUCGCGACAGAGUCGAGCUCAUCCACCUUCAGACAGAUCCAAUCACUGUCCUCACCAUAACUGACAGCUGUUUCGUAACCGGUGACACUCGAGGCCACAUCAAGUUUUAUGAUGAAGAUUUCAGGCUUCUCACAUUGUACAGUGAAUUCAACUUGGAUGCUAUUGUUUCCAUUUCCUUUUCCAAAGAGUGUACAGAGGGAUAUUUGGAGGACUGCACUCUGAAGGCCAAACCCUUCAUUUUCAGGAACUUUGUUGUGUCCACAGUCAAGUCCACAGUAGUACAUGUCAAUACACAGAAAGGCAUCCAUGAGAUCCUGCUCCGUGAGGACAGUGACCCACUACAUGCAGUAGCUUGUCACCCCAAACAGCCAUACCUGGUCACGGGCAAUCAUAAGGGCAUUUUAAAAGUGUAUGAUUACAACAAGAAAGUGAUCAUCUGUAGGAGGGUCUUUGAGACAGAGAAGCAGAUUCAGUGUGUUACUUUUGACCCUCAAGGAUCAUACCUGGCAGUUGGCUUUGGCAGUGGAGCCAUUCACAUACUGAAUUCCAGCACUUUGCAAAGUGAUCCGGAGGAUUGUUUCCAUUACACUGAAGAUGGCAUCCAUCACAUCACUUUCUCCUCCGACUCAAAGUUUCUUGCCACUGCAGAUGCUGGAAAGGCAGUGACAGUGUUCCGCUUGCAGACAAAUAAAGGGUCUUCACCUCGUUGGACAUACCUGGGCAGAUACCGCUCCCACUACAAACCCAUCAUAGACCUUCUUUUUGGGGUUCACCUAGACAGCACUAAACCCCGACUGCUAUCGCUGGGGAUGGACCGGCGUCUGGUGGAGUAUGACUUGGAAAAAAGUGUUGUGAACCAUCUCCUCGUCUUAAGCUCAGAGCGCAUUGAGCAAAGUGCUGUACCAGUCUGCAUGACAUGGUAUCCUCCCCUGACAGCAGAGCAAUUUCUUCUCAUUGCCUCGGACCAGUACAAGAUUAAGCUUUUCAACAGCACGACCAAGAUGUGCAGAAAGACUCUCCUCUGCCCAACAUACGGCUCUCCCAUCAAGCAAAUAGUUGUUCUUCCCAAGUUGAAAGAAUCUGAGACAAACUCCUAUUACCUGGCAUACAUCACUGAGGACAAGGUGGGUCUCCAGAUUUUGCCCGUGGAUGGGAACCCCUACAAGUCCAAUUCUUUGAUCUGCCAUCCGACAGGGGUGUCCGCUUUUGCCUGCUCCUCCGACAGCCGAUUUGUUUUUACUGCAGGGGGAUCUGACAGCACUGUCCUGUCAUGGGAGAUCAGCUUAAAUGCCUUGGAAGCUGCAGCCUCCUUGGGAGGAAAGGACCUGGUACCUUUUUACACUCUUUUAGUGGGAGGGAGAGAUGGCAAGUUCUACAGGGAUAUUGAGGACUUUUUCUAUUUCUGCCAAAUCCGUCAUCAAGGCACUGAGUCAAUGGAGAAACGUAAAGUAUCUACCAAGAUGCCCUUGUCAGAGGUCUCCUCUCUGAUGAGAGCAUUGGCCUACUUCCCCACUGAGCAAGAGAUAGAAGACAUGCAAAAUGAGGUCAAGUUCAGCCAGUAUGCGGAAACAGGAAAAUAUGUGACUGACAUUGACCUGGAGGAGUUUAUCAUGCUGUAUGUCAACCAUCGGCCUGCCUUCGGCAUCUCUAGAGAUGAGCUGAUUCAAGAUUUUCAUGUCCUUGGUAACCGUGUCAGUACAGGGCGGUCUGUUCUGCGGAAACAUAAGCUACUACAACUUCUACAGGCUCGAGGAGAACACAUGACAGAGGAAGAGGUGGCAGAGUGUUUCACUAAACUUUUAGGUCUGAAUGAAGUAGAUGAAGAAGGACAGGAAGGGCAUGGAAUGUAUACAUUUGAUGCUGCGAUCCCAGAUAAGAUUUCAUUGGAGACAUUUACUGGUCACAUCCUGGGCUUCCCGUCCCCAGCAGGGCAGAGUGGCAGAUCUUCCUCUUCACAGUGACGAAAGCAACAAACCUCAGACUGUCUACAACUCCUUUUACAUAUGGUGGUGUUUGAUUUAAAAAAAAAGCUGAAUAAAUAUCAAUAUCAAAUGAUAGCUACAAGUUACAAGUUAAAAUUAAUUUCAUAAGGAAAUAUUACAGAUAAACAAAACAAACUUAAGUAAGAUUGUAAAUGCAGAACUUAAGUAUUUUGUGGUGUAGGGAUUGGAGAAACCUCUCCUACCAGUGAUUGUUACCAUUUUAUUUCUUCUUGCAAAAAUGUAGAGAACAUCAAUUACUUUGAUAGAUUUCUUUCCUCCUCAAUGUUUUUAGCAUUGUCUCUGAAACUUUCGGAAAAGGGAAGAGCUCUCUCUCUCUAUGUACAAUAUGUAUAACUAAUGUAGGUAGCAAAUUGCACAUGAGUGUGGAACAAUACAUUUUUUUUAUUUUAAAUGCUGAUGAACUGAAGUUUCUCAGGCCUUUCAACUUGGAAUUGUUAUCUAUGCCAAAAAUAUGUCAUGUCAUUUUUUAAAGCGUAGCAAACUGUUCUUCUAAUGGCUCCACCUGGAGCAUCUACUACCAGAACAUUCUGCUUCCACAUUGGUUAAUAAUCUAAUAAAUGUCAUGUAAAUCAA